AUGUCUGGCAGCGCGGAGUGUGCGCGGGGGCAGGGGUGUGGUGUGGAUACGCGAAGUGACACGGUCGGGUGGUGUAGCGGCUCCAAGCGCAGCACGCUCGACAUCGAGGGCAAGAUCGCGGAGUGGCGCGAGCGGAGCGCGGCGAGUGCGGGUGCGGGUGCGGGUGCGGGCGCGGGGGAUGGGGUGGGCGCGGGCGCGGGCACGGCGCUGCUGCUGGAGGGCCGCGACGUGGUGUGCGCGCUGCUGCCGCCGCCCGCCCUCAUCGACGACCUCAAGACCCGACUCGACGCCAAGGACGAGGACAACGAGUCCGGCAUACACGAGUCCGAGUAA
Parnassius apollo (apollo) is the source of this 333-nucleotide messenger RNA. Lineage: Eukaryota; Metazoa; Arthropoda; Insecta; Lepidoptera; Papilionidae. The record is from the annotation of a GenBank genome assembly.